Molecule: messenger RNA, 1596 nt
Organism: Cyphellophora attinorum
Lineage: Eukaryota; Fungi; Ascomycota; Eurotiomycetes; Chaetothyriales; Cyphellophoraceae
Exons: 2
Coding region: 1-1596 (531 amino acids)
Source: RefSeq, a predicted model, not a curated record
AUGGACCUUGACUGCUCCUUCGCACCCAACACUGUCCGGAACAGACGCGUCGAGCUUCUCCUUGAUCGUCAGCAUCGCAACAAGCCCACUCAGGCUCGACAUAUCAACCAUGUUACCGGGUCAGACACGGAACUGAGGCCUUUCGCACAAGCACCCGCUGGCUCGUCCGGUACUGUCGCUGAGCGAGAGGAUGCUUCUGUGCUUAUAUCUGGCGGCACAGCAUCGCCUGGUGGGGACACCGUACUUGAACACCCUACCGACGCCUCAGCGACUGGUAACUCACUUGAUACCAGUUAUUCCUCUCGAAGCGCUUUCUGCGAGAGCGAUGUUCUGCCGUGGCUCAGCAUUUUCUUUGAUCGACUCUAUUCAACGCUGCCCAUCGUCAACCGCCUCAAUCUGUAUAGGGACAUUAUGCUUCGUCGACAAGACAGAGAUCCGCAUUUCGCGGCAAUGGUCUUGUCGCUCUGCGCACUCACAUUAGUGCAGCCGGUCUAUCGACAGGAGUUUCAGUCUAUGCCAGCACGUGUAGCAAAAGCUGAGGGAAUGCUUCGAGAAGCAACGAACCAUAGGGACAUCACGUUUGGAGAACAAAUCAGCUCCGAGGCUGUCAUUGCGAGUUUCUUCAUGUUUGCAGCUCUAUUUGGUCUUGGCUAUCAUAAGGCGGCGUGGCUGCGCCUGAGAGAAGCAAUCGAGUAUGGGAAGCUCAUCGGUCUGCAUCUGCCCGAGACUUACAAUUCCUUGCCCUCGGAUGAGCAAGGCCAGCGCUUUCGACUACUUCUCAUCCUGACUGUAACGGAGAGGGGUUACGCGCUGCAGCGAAAUCAUUCUAUCACCUUCACUGGCCAAUACAUGGACCGCAUCGAUGAUCUGUACCGACGCAUAGACGGCAACGCUACGAUCAAGAUCUCGAGCAUACUCGUACAUGACAGCCGCGAUGUCGCUGCGAUGCAUGGGCUUUUGCAAUUGAUGAGGUUAUGCGAUGCCGUCGAUGAGUAUGUCAUCCCCUGUUGGAACCGCACCUGCGCCCCUCACAUCGAGACUUGUACAAAGCUUGAUGUUGCUCGAGUGAGCAGUGUGUAUCAUGCAAUUGCUGGGGCGAUGCAUCAAACGAAAGCAGCUAUCGACCACGAUUUCACGGAUACCUCGGCUCACGCUACGACUACGAACCCACAAUUGAACAGCGCACAAUGGGCCGAUUGCUUCGUCCUGCAGCAAUGGCUGUUGGUCCGCCUAUGGGUCUGUUGCCUGACUCAUGAUCUGUUGGAUGUUGCAAGCACCUUGCCGUUCAUGAAGCCGUCCUUCGUGAUAGACCUGGCCAAUCAGGUCCUUGCCAAGUGUCAGCAGCUGGACAGGAGUCUUCUGGAAGUUCACGGCGCGGGUAUGGCGGAGCGACUUCAUGACAUCGCCAUGGGUGUCGUCAUGGCAAUCGAGUACUCUCGAGGCACAGCGCUCGAGUCAUCCACCGGUCCUGGUGUCACGACCCUGCAAGGAUUCUUUGAGCUACUUGAGCAGCUGCGAGAUGGCAACGAUUCGAUUAUCUCAGCUCUACGUGACGCAUACAGCUCAAUCCAGCCAAUCCCACACGAGAAUGGCUAG